Hyla sarda is the source of this 4335-nucleotide messenger RNA. RefSeq names its product erythrocyte membrane protein band 4.1 (gene EPB41). NCBI's taxonomy places the organism in Eukaryota, Metazoa, Chordata, Amphibia, Anura, Hylidae. Gene Ontology annotation, molecular function: structural molecule activity; actin binding. The transcript is spliced from 23 exons. Gene Ontology annotation, biological process: cortical actin cytoskeleton organization. The coding region runs from base 361 to 3132 and encodes 923 amino acids. Gene Ontology annotation, cellular component: plasma membrane; cytoskeleton. The record is from RefSeq and is a predicted model, not a curated record.
CUAGAUCCUCUUUUGUAUUCCUGUAAAAUAUUUUCCAUACUAUGGAAAAUAAAGCAGUAGGACAAUAGCUAGAAAAGGGACUGUAUGGUGUCUAGAUAGUGUGAAUACUCCAUAGUGAGUGUGUGUGUGUUUUAUGUGUAUAUGGAAGAGAUUGCUUAUUCUUUAUCAUCCACAAGGUUUCAGGAAUAAAUACAUCAUCUCCUCCCCUCUGCUUUCCUGGGGGCAUAAAGACAUUCAGUCCACAGAGGUGCCGUUGGUAGAGGUAUGAUAACCUAUUAACUGAUUGAACAGCUGGUACCUGGGGUGUAGCUGGCAAACAGAAGAUACCCUUUGCUGAUGCUUGGUGUUUAAAGUAUAAAAAUGACAACAGAAAAAACUGUACUUGCUGAGGCAGAAAGUCCUCCCCAGGAGCAGAAGCAGCAAGGGAAGGAGCAAGAAGAAGGGGCAUGCAAAAGUGUCUCAGAGGAAAUUGGCACAGGGGAUAAACAGGAGACCGUAGAAACUCAUGGUUGUCCUUCCACAGCUUCACCCAGCACCCGCAAAAAUAAAGACCGGAAUUCUGAAGGCAAGGGUUUGUCAAGACUUUUCUCCUCCUUUCUUAAACGGCCAAAAUCUCAAGUGAAUGAGGAAGACAAAGACGUUCAGUCAUCUACAGAAAAAGGAGACGCAGACCAAAAGGCAUUGGAUGAAGGUUUGGGAGGGCAGUUGGAUGAUGAAGUAUUUCUGAAGGCUCCUAUUGCAGAUCCAGAACCUGAACUGCGAACUGACCCGUCUCUUGACCUACAUUCUCUGAGCAGUGCAGAAACCCAGCCUGCACAGGAGGAUAGAAAAGACGAUCCAGAAGACCCCGAAGUAAAUCCAGAGGACGAAGAGGACACUGUUGAAGUUAACUCAGAACAAAAGCUUACAAAAACUGAAGAAGCAAAGAGUCCUCAGAAAGUGGUUAGGAGGUCAGCCAACAUGCGUUGCAAAGUUUCACUUCUUGAUGAUACAGUGUAUGAAUGUGAAUUGGAGAAACAUGCAAAGGGACAGGAUCUUUUUAAGAGAGUGUGUAGUCACUUGAAUAUUCUUGAAGAGGAUUAUUUUGGCCUUGCCAUAUGGGAGUCCCCUUCUAACAAGACCUGGAUCGACUUUGUGAAGGACAUCAGGAAACAAGCACAUGGAGCUCCAUUGGAUUUCACCUUUAAUGUAAAAUUUUAUCCACCUGACCCUGCACAACUUACAGAAGAUAUAACAAGAUAUUACCUGUGCCUCCAGCUGCGUAAGGACAUCCUCAGUGGUCGCCUACCAUGCUCCUUUGCUACUCUUGCCCUUUUGGGUUCAUACACUGUCCAGUCAGAAGUGGGAGAUUAUGAUGAAGAUCUUCAUGGCACAGAUUAUGUCAGUGAGUUUAAACUGAGUCCCAAUCAGACCAAGGAUCUUGAGGCCAAAGUUGCAGAACUACAUAAGUCCUACAGAUCAAUGACACCAGCCCAAGCUGACUUGGAGUUUCUAGAAAAUGCCAAAAAGUUGACAAUGUAUGGUGUGGAUAUUCACCAAGCCAAGGACUUGGAGGGAGUUGACAUAAAACUUGGAGUCUGUUCUGGUGGACUUAUGGUCUUCAAGGACAACCUAAGAAUCAAUCGUUUCCCGUGGCCAAAGGUUUUGAAGAUCUCCUAUAAAAGAAGCAGCUUUUUUAUUAAGAUUCGUCCUGGAGAGCAGGAGCAGUACGAAAGUACGAUCGGAUUUAAGUUGCCAAGUUACAGAGCAGCAAAAAAACUUUGGAAGGUCUGUGUUGAACAUCAUACCUUUUUCAGGUUAACAUCUACAGAGACCAUUCCUAAACAUAGGCUCUUGUCACUGGGAUCCAAAUUUCGUUACAGUGGGCGCACACAGACCCAGACAAGGCAUGCCAGUGCUCUCAUUGAUCGCCCUGCUCCUCAGUUUGAGCGAACUGCCAGCAAAAGAGCCACACGCAGCCUAGAUGGCGUUAAAAAAGGGCACCUCUCCUCCUUUAAAUUUAUUGCCCCGGAAGAGGAUAAUGAUGUUGAAGUGAUUGAGUUAAAGGUACCAAUUCAUACUGUACCAGCAACUGUGCAGCACAAAGAGGAGAUCGAAAUGAAAAACCUUGACAAAGCUAGUCUCAAGAAGCUGGAGGAGAUAAAGGUGGUCAAGCAGACCCACACAGUACAUGUAAAGACUGAGCAGCAAGCUGCAGUGGCAACCCCUGAACGCAAUCCCCGUCCUGUCUCUGCUCCUGUCAUCACUCAGAGUCAAGUUGUUGUACAGCCUACACCAUCCAGAGAGUCUUCAGCCCGUAGAGUAGAGGAAUCCUUGCCUAGAAAUGAGACUAAGAAAUCACAAGACCAAGUCAAGGAGCCAAAGAGUUCCCCUAAGGAGUCAAAAACUCAACCACAGACUAAUUCCUCUCCCACUGUCAAUGGAGAUCAAGUGCAGCAACCAGCUGAGAAAGAGGAAGAGAUCAUUCGCAUGAGGAAGAAAAAAGCAAAGAAACUAGAGGGUGAAAACAUAUAUAUCAGACAUAGCAAUUUAAUGUUGGAGGACUUAGAGAAGACUCAAGAUGAAAUAAUUCGCCACCAUGCCAGUAUUCGUGAGUUGAAGAAAAGUUUCAUGGAGUCUGUUCCUGCACCACGGCCUAGUGAGUGGGAUAAACGCCUUUCUACCCACUCGCCUUUCCGUACUCUCAGUUUCAAUGGACAGAUCCAAACAGGCAAUGAUGGGCCACCAUUGGUGAAAACUCAGACCGUAACCAUCUCCAAUGCUUCAAGCAGUGAGAAGGGACAGAUCCCCACCAAAGAAGUACCAUUAGUACACACAGAAACUAAGACUAUCACCUAUGAAGCAGCAAAAAAUGAUGAUGUUAACAAUGAUCAAGAACCUGGCAUCCUUCUUACUGCACACACCAUUACUUCUGAAACAACCAGCAGCACCACAACAACCCAGAUAACUAAGACAGUGAAAGGAGGCAUCUCAGAAACACGAAUAGAGAAGAGGAUAGUUAUUACAGGUGAUGGAGACUUGGAUCACGAUCAGGUUCUGGUGCAAGCUAUCAAGGAGGCAAAAGAGCAACAUCCAGACAUGUCAGUGACCAAGGUGGUGGUUCAUCAGGAGACAGAAAUCGCAGAGGAGUAAAUACAAAAGGUCUUAAUUGCAAGCCUUUAAUUGGGACCAUGGACAAAGAUUUUUUCACAGAAAACCAACAAGUUUUCAAACGUUGCCACUGCCCUUGGACUUUCUCUUCUUUACCCUGGCAAAGAACAUUUCUGACACUAGUUAUAAUCACCCCUUUAACAGAACAACCAGUUUUAUACACACAAGUUUGUUUUUUUAUUGGAAUAAAUAUUACAUGAAUUGGAGGGACCUCCUCACAUCUGGAAAGUUCAGAAACUAAUAUUUAAGAUUCAUCUGGAAGUUGUAUACUGUGAAUUUUGAAUGUGACAUUAAACACACUGGAAAUGUAGCUUUAGAGACUGCUAAUGAAGUUGGGGUGGCUGAGGCAUUGACAGAAAUGUUAUCUGUAGGACACACAGGUGCUAUAGCUUGCAGUACAAGUAUUGGAUUUUAAAAUACCGUACUUUAGGUGUACACGACUGGUAUAGAGGAGUAAUUGUGUUUAUCAUCUUUUUUUUUAUUCUUGAACGUGAUAUACCAUUAAGUUAACACUCUGUGUUGGUGGCAAAUCAUGUGAAUCACCAUAGUUCGGAUUUAGUGUGUCACCUGUAUUACUGCUUCCUAACAAUAUAGAUCCAUCACCUUGCAUCUGUCACUUUACGGGUCUAUCACUUUCCAUCUGUCACCGUAUCAGUUUUUGUCAGAGAUUUCAACUAUAAGCAUACUCCAACAGUAUCUUGGACAUAUCCCACAUAUUUCUCUGUUUGCAUUUUAAAACAAUGGGAUUCAUUUAUGUCUCAAAACCAUCUUGAUCCUGAUUUACAUGGUAAGGAGCUUACAGGGGUGAGGGUCAUUAUAAUAAAACAAAUGUGUGUGCGAAAUUAGCUUUUUUUUUUUUUUAAACAUUUUCGUGUAUAUAUAUAUAUAUAUAUAUAUAUAUAUAUAUAUAUAUAUAUAUAUACAUACACACACACACACACACACACACAGAGUAAUUGAAUCUUAUUCAGAGGAAUUUACAAGUUAAGCAACUCAUGAUGUAUUAUUUUCUACUUUUAAAUAAUGAAGGAUAUUUGUAAAUGUGGUUUAAUUCAAUUUUUAUAUAUAAAAAAAAGUUGUGAUAGGUCGUAUUUUAGCACAUUUUAUUGGCUUUUGAGGUGUGACAAGUAAAAGUUCUCAUCAUAUUGUUGCAGGAUUGCACAUUGAAGUAAAUAUUUGUAGCUU